This is a messenger RNA of Sycon ciliatum, 1821 nucleotides long. RefSeq lists its product as uncharacterized. Gene Ontology annotation, molecular function: histone demethylase activity; transcription coregulator activity. The transcript has 9 exons. The record is from RefSeq and is a predicted model, not a curated record. The coding region runs from base 408 to 1310 and encodes 300 amino acids. NCBI's taxonomy places the organism in Eukaryota, Metazoa, Porifera, Calcarea, Leucosolenida, Sycettidae. Gene Ontology annotation, biological process: regulation of transcription by RNA polymerase II; protein demethylation.
CAAACUGUGUCACGUGUGUGUCGAGUCUGACCGUCGAUUAUUUAUUUUCGUUCUACUCGACAAUUCCAAAAAUCAGUGCCAUUCAUUGGCUUUAGCUUUGCCCUUGAACUUGAAAUCUCGUGCCUUAUUCUUUCUUGGGGACUGGUGUUGGAUAUUGAACGGGCGGAGUGACCGCCGGGAUGAUGGAUGAAGGAGAUGAUGGCCUAAACUUGGCUGCGCGCAUUCUCAUUUUCGCGUGGCCUGCCACUAGUGUUUCGCAGAUUCACAAAGGGUGUCACAGGCAUAGCUGGAGGAAGAAAGGUACUACACGAAUGCGAAACGCGACAAACUCUACAACGUCAUUAGCCUGGAGUUCACCAAGACUAAGUUGGAGCCUCUAGUGGAGUCACCCAGUCUGGUACUGCCUGAUGAGCGUCGGUGGCUGCUACACAGAUUUCCGUAUCGACUUUGGUGGCACAUCCGUCUGGUAUCAUAUUCUCAAGGGUGGAAAGGUUUUCUGGCUGAUUCCUCCGACCCCAAUCAAUCUUCAGAUCUAUGAGCAGUGGGUGUUGUCCGGUAAACAGCAGGAUAUCUUCCUGGGUGACAUGGUCGAGACGUGUGCCCGCGUCGAAUUGAAACCAGGCUGGACUUUUGUCAUUCCUACUGGCUGGAUUCAUGCAGUUCACACUCCUGUGGAUUGGCUAGUGUUUGGUGGAAACUUUCUGCACAGUUUCAACAUAAGCGGUCAGCUUGCCGUGGCGGACAUUGAAGAAACUACUAAGAUACGGACGCAGCGAAGCUCUCUACUGCGCCCGCAUGCGCCGAGAUCCCACUGCUGUCAACGGAUGACACUGCAGCCCAGUCGCCAGCAACGGCGGCAGCUGCUGCUGCUGCUUCGCCAGGAGAUGGGAACAGCUCAAGGCGGCAAGCCACCUCCAUCACCGCCAUCCUGCCUGCUCUCGGACAUGGCCUGUCUCAGCUCGUAUGAGAUUGAUGGCUUGCGACGGCUGCUGGUCGAGCUGAACGUUUCCACGACGAUGGUGAGGGCGUGUCCCGAGGAGCUGGGGGAUCCUGGGGAGCUCAUGUCGACCGUGGAGAUUCUGUUGAACGAGUAUGAAAGCCGGUUUCGCGAGGACAAGGCCACUGGACAUUUUAUGCUCAUACCGGGAAUACAAUCUGAGAAUCUGCGUGUGUCGCCCGCACCAAUACCUGACAACAUUGUGGAAAUAGUUGCAGUUGAAACAGAGAAUUUAUGCAAGUCCUCAGCUGCUACUGCAUCUCCAAGAAAGACAGCUGGUAUAUCAUCUCGUGACGACCACAUUGAAGUCUGAAUUUGAAGUGCGAAGAUGCUUCAGCAACCACAUCGUACUUUUCCAUUGCUUUCAUUGUGCUUCUACUGUGCAUGUGUGUAACUUGUGGGGUAUACAUGUGAUGACAUUGUAUGCUGGCGACACGGUCAGAUUUUGUCCAUGCGUGUAACGUACACCUGCAUGUUAUGCAUCGAAAAGGAUCUGCCACUUGCGAUCCUGGGACAAGUAUCAGGUCAGCUUUGUCUUGUGUGGGCUGUACCAGAUUGCUGUUCACUUUUCUAUCUGUUGGAUAUGUGACUUUCUGCAAGUCUCUGGUGUAUGGUGGCCACUUCUUUGCUUGUCACUUUGUAUGAUAUUACAUUCUGUAUUCGCUGCUUCCAUGGCGUGGUCUGCAAACUACAAUCCUUGGGCAAAUGUCAUGUUUGCUAUGUUGUGCUUUGGCCGUUAGCUUGUCUACACGUUGUAGUUGAAUUAUUUUGUUCCACAACUGACUUCCUGAAGUACGGUGGCCACUGCUUUGCAUGGCAUUUUA